This is a messenger RNA of Menidia menidia (Atlantic silverside), 330 nucleotides long. The record is from the annotation of a GenBank genome assembly. NCBI's taxonomy places the organism in Eukaryota, Metazoa, Chordata, Actinopteri, Atheriniformes, Atherinopsidae.
AUGGUAACCGGGGACAACAUCAACACGGCCAGAGCCAUCGCCGCCAAGUGCGGCAUCAUCCACCCCGGAGACGACUUCCUCUGCAUCGACGGCAAAGAGUUCAACCGGCGAAUCAGGAACGAGAAGGGGGAGAUUGAACAGGAGCGAAUCGAUAAAGUCUGGCCCAAGCUGCGCGUGCUGGCUCGGUCCUCGCCCACCGACAAGCACACCCUGGUUAAAGGCAUCAUCGACAGCACCGUGUUAGAGCAGAGGCAGGUCGUCGCGGUAACGGGGGACGGGACCAAUGACGGGCCGGCUUUGAAGAAGGCCGAUGUGGGCUUCGCCAUGUGA